Beauveria bassiana ARSEF 2860 is the source of this 1659-nucleotide messenger RNA. Its product is annotated as oxidoreductase family protein. Gene Ontology annotation, molecular function: nucleotide binding. The transcript has a single exon. Lineage: Eukaryota; Fungi; Ascomycota; Sordariomycetes; Hypocreales; Cordycipitaceae. Bases 1 to 1659 code for a protein of 552 amino acids. The record is from RefSeq and is a predicted model, not a curated record.
AUGGCUAACAAGGAUGUGUUCGCCAAGCUCACGAACAGGGAAUCCAUAAUCAAGGCUCCUCAGGACGACUUCAAGGACACCAACGGUGCUAACGGCACUGCUACCAUCGGCACCAAAGGACAUCAGCAGACCCAGGAGCCCAUUGACAACAAGAAAUCCGACAGCUCUCCUCGCUUCGUUAUCAUCGGUGCCGGUGCUCGUGGCUAUGCCUAUGCCAGCGCCAUCCACACACUCACUAACGGUGUAGUCUGCGCUGUUGCUGAGCCGCUCAAAUUCAGCCGUGAGAAUCUCGGUAGAAAGUUCAUCUGGCAAGGCGACGAGCCCAGCGAGGGUCAAUCGUUCCCUGACUGGCGCGAGUAUCUCGACUACGAACUCUCCCGCCGCAAGCGCGUCGCUGAUGGCGAGUACAACGUUCCUGCCGGUGCCGAGGGCGCAUUCGUCUGCGUCCAGGAUGCUAUGCACGAAGCUGUCAUCGUGGGAUUGGCCCCUCUGAAUCUUCACAUCAUGUGCGAGAAGCCGCUCUCGACCACGCUCAAAUCCUGUCUCAAGAUGUACCAGGCACUCAAGCCCACUAUGGCUACGAAUGUCUUCUCCAUCGGUCAUGUUCUACGAUAUACUCAGCACAAUAUGCUUCUGAGAAAGCUCAUUGUCGAGGACAAGGUGAUUGGCGAUAUCAGCAGUGUUGUACACACUGAGCCUGUUGGCUGGUGGCAUUUUACCCACUCCUUCGUCCGUGGCAAUUGGAGAAACGCCCACACUUCUGGACCAUCGCUUCUGACAAAGAGUUGUCACGACAUCGACUUCCUUCUUUGGAUGCUUUGCUCGCCUGAGAAGGCUGGCGAGGGAGAACCUCAUCUUCCCACUACCGUUUCAUCUCAGGGUGGCCUCAACUUUUUCAAAAAGAGCCGCAAGCCUGUCGCUGCGGGUGAUGCUACCAACUGCAUGAAAUGCCCGCUUGGUGACUCUGGCUGCAAAUACUCUGCCAAGUACCUAUACGUUGGCCCCCACCGAUACAGCUUGGAGGGUGGCAACUUGAGCAUGCCCGUCAAUAUCGUUGUCCACGACAUCGAAGAUUACAAGACCAUGGAUGAGAAGAAGGCUGCCAUGAUCAGGGCACUAGAGGCUGAUUGGGAUGAGUCCACUCCCAAGGAAGAAGUUGCAGCACGCCAGUGGUACGGUCGAUGCGUCUUCGAGGCUGACAACAAUGUCAACGACGAGCAGUUCGUCACCAUCUCUUUCCCCGAAACCAACAGACCUGCCAAGCAAGUCACUUUCCACAUGGUCGCUCAGACUAAGAAGAUUUGCGAGCGCUUCACUCACUACUACGGCGAUGAGGGUGAGGUUUACGCCGACGGCCACACGAUUACCGUCGAGAACUUUGCCACUGGCGAGAAGACGGUGCACGAUCCCAAGUACGUCGCCGGCGGACACGGCGGCGGCGACCAGGGCCUCACCUCCCAGUUUGUCGCCGCUUGCGAUGCUGUCAAGAAUAAGGGUUGGGCCGCUGAGAGGGCCCAGAACGAGUUCAUCGGCUGUACGCUUGAUGAGGCGCUCCGCAGUCACGCAAUGGUCUUUGCUGCUGAGGAAGCCCGCAAAGAACAAAAAGUUCUUCACUGGCAGCAGUGGUGGAAGGAGCAUAUUGGCGAGGUAUCGAAGUAG